Molecule: messenger RNA, 328 nt
Organism: Suricata suricatta (meerkat)
Lineage: Eukaryota; Metazoa; Chordata; Mammalia; Carnivora; Herpestidae
Gene: PRLH
Product: prolactin releasing hormone
Exons: 3
Coding region: 89-328 (79 amino acids)
Biological process (GO): response to peptide hormone; feeding behavior; G protein-coupled receptor signaling pathway
Molecular function (GO): prolactin-releasing peptide receptor binding; neuropeptide hormone activity
Source: RefSeq, a predicted model, not a curated record
CAAGGUCCCAGGGACGGCAACACGCUGAGUCGUGCCCUCCCGGGUGGGGUCCCGCCUCAAGCCGCCCGGAGCCAGGAGGAGCUGAGGGAUGAGGGCUCUGCGGGCCUGGCUGCUGGGCCUGCUGCUGCUGGGCCUGGCCCUGCGGGGGGCUGCGAGCCCGACCCCCCGGCACCCCAUGGAGAUCCGCACCCCUGGCAUCGACCCCGCCUGGUACGCCGGCCGCGGGAUCAGGCCCGUGGGACGCUUUGGCCGGAGGAGAGCAGCUCCCCGGGGGUGUCGGGGGUGUCGUGAGCCAGCCAGCCUGCUCCCCCCUGCGAGGGGGCGCUGA